This is a messenger RNA of Oncorhynchus tshawytscha (Chinook salmon), 4089 nucleotides long. RefSeq names its product mothers against decapentaplegic homolog 1. Lineage: Eukaryota; Metazoa; Chordata; Actinopteri; Salmoniformes; Salmonidae. Gene Ontology annotation, biological process: regulation of transcription by RNA polymerase II; BMP signaling pathway; transforming growth factor beta receptor signaling pathway. The transcript is spliced from 7 exons. The record is from RefSeq and is a predicted model, not a curated record. Bases 314 to 1759 code for a protein of 481 amino acids. Gene Ontology annotation, molecular function: I-SMAD binding; DNA-binding transcription factor activity, RNA polymerase II-specific; RNA polymerase II cis-regulatory region sequence-specific DNA binding. Gene Ontology annotation, cellular component: heteromeric SMAD protein complex.
CGGCCCUGCGACUCCCUGACGCCAGCGCGAGGAGACCAGAGACAGGCAGCGGUAUAGUAUGGGAGCGUUGAGAGCGAGCUUGAUAGCUUGUUAUAAGGUGUCCUGUUCAGAAGUUCUGUCCUGAAGCUUUGAAGACCAAGGACUACCCAGCCAUCUCAGUGGCACCUAAAAAAAUACAACAGCAGCUUUUAACCUCCAACUUUUUCCCUCACCAAGUGGACUAUCUCUCCAUUGUAAAACCCAACCCCGCACACUCACGUGUAGCGUCCCGACAACGCCACGGUCGCAAGAGGCGACAGACACGAACGUCACCAUGAACGUCACCUCCCUGUUCUCCUUCACCAGCCCGGCCGUCAAGCGCCUCCUCGGCUGGAAACAAGGAGACGAAGAGGAAAAAUGGGCGGAGAAAGCCGUGGACGCGCUGGUGAAGAAACUGAAGAAGAAGAAGGGAGCAAUGGAGGAGUUGGAGAGGGCUCUGAGCUGCCCGGGUCAGCCCAGUAACUGUGUCACCAUCCCUCGCUCCCUGGAUGGAAGACUCCAGGUGUCCCACAGGAAGGGCUUACCCCAUGUUAUCUACUGUAGGGUGUGGAGGUGGCCUGACCUGCAGUCUCAUCAUGAGCUCAAGGCUCUGGAGUGCUGUGAGUACCCGUUUGGCUCCAAGCAGAAGGAUGUCUGCAUCAACCCGUACCACUACAAGAGAGUGGAUAGUCCAGUGCUGCCCCCGGUGUUGGUCCCGCGGAAUAGCGAGUUCAAUGCCAAACACAGCAUGCUACCACGCUUCCGCAACCCUCUGCACCAGAACGAGCCCCACAUGCCCCAGAACGCCACCUUCCCAGAGUCCUUCUCCCAGGCGAACACCCAGAUGAACUUCCUCCAGACACAGACACACUCCCCUGGGGGGAACAGCUACCCCGGCUCCCCUGGUAGUGGUAGCAGUGCAACCUUCCCCCACUCCCCCACCAGCUCUGACCCAGGCAGCCCAUUUCAGAUGCCAGGUGAGCCGCCAGGUCAGAUGCCAGAGACCCCCCCUCCAGCCUACUUGCCCCCAGAGGAGCGGAUGACUCAGGACUGCCCUCAGCCCAUGGACACCAACCUGAUGGUCCCCACGUUGCCCCUGGAGAUCAGCAACAGGCCAGAUGUUCAGCCGGUGGCCUACGAGGAACCUAAACACUGGUGCUCUAUAGUGUACUACGAGUUGAACAACCGGGUGGGCGAGGCAUUCCAGGCCAACUCUACCAGCGUCCUGGUCGACGGCUUCACCGACCCGUCCAACAACCGCAACCGUUUCUGCCUGGGCCUCCUCUCCAACGUCAACCGCAACUCAACCAUAGAGAACACCCGGCGACACAUUGGCAAAGGAGUCCACCUGUACUAUGUGGGUGGUGAAGUGUAUGCUGAAUGUCUGAGUGACAGCAGCAUCUUCGUCCAGAGUCGGAACUGUAACUACCACCAUGGCUUCCACCCCACCACCGUCUGUAAGAUCCCCAGCGGCUGCAGCCUCAAGAUCUUUAACAACCAGGAGUUUGCUGAGCUGCUGGCCCAGUCCGUCAACCACGGGUUUGAGGCUGUCUACGAGCUGACCAAGAUGUGCACCAUCCGCAUGAGCUUCGUCAAGGGCUGGGGUGCAGAGUACCACCGCCAGGAUGUGACCAGCACCCCCUGCUGGAUUGAGAUCCACCUGCACGGUCCUCUGCAGUGGCUGGACAAGGUGCUAACCCAGAUGGGCUCCCCCCACAACCCCAUCUCCUCCGUGUCCUAGACAAAACUUUCCCCAGGCCCCAGGGCUGUCCAAACCCAGCAUUUAGGUUCCAGUGGAAGGGUGGGAUAGGUGGGUUUCAGGGUGGGGGACAAUUCUAAUUGAAAUCAGUCAAUUCAGGAAGUAAACUGGAAUUUCAAGAGAAUCUAAAUUAAAAUUGGAAAUUCAGUUUAUUGACUGUAUUGACUGAAUUGAAAUGGAAUUGACCCCAACCCUGGUGGGUUUGUACUUGAGGGAUUAUGUCUGAAAUUGGGCACAUUGCAGACUGGGAUGUGUGGUAGGGGCGAGAUAGAAGCAUCUGGAAGAUACUUGAUCUUUGUGACCAACUGUAAUAAUUAUCAAUCAGACUCGAAUCAUUAUAAACUAAUCAUCAAUUCAGCAUUACGCAAAGUAUCCUCCUCAUAUGGGGCCCAUAUUCAGAAAGAGUCUGAACGAGGAUCAGUUUGGCCUUUUAGAUCAUAAUGAAUAAAUGUAUAUGGACUGGGGGGACCUGAACAUAGAUCAGCACUCUAAUACAUGAAUAUGGGUCCCUGAUCUUGUUCUGGCAGUUUUUCCCCUCUUUCUUUCCCCUUCCCCUGUGUUUUGGGUUAACAUUGGAAACCCAUACAGCCAGUUUCAUGUGUUGCUACAACGAAAAAUGUGUACAGAAUUGGAAGGAUUGGAAGACAACCAAUAUGGAUGAAAAAAAUGUAGAAAUAUUAUGUUUCUUAUGAACAUAUUUAGAAUGUAGGAAGAUACUGAGGUCAGUAAAUACAAAUGUCUCUUCAGAACCCUACAUUUUGUAGUUUUUUUUAGGUUUUGGCAAAUAAAAAGAGUUGAAGAAAAAGACCCCUACAUAAAAUCCCUUUAGAUUAUUUACAAACCCUGUCAUGAGGAGAAAUCGGGAGAGGGCGUCCGUGGGAGCGGGGCGGGAGAGUGAGGUGGGCAUUGUGGGAUUGUGCUCACAGGACAUAAGAUUUUAAAAAUUGUACAUAAAUAAAUACUUCUCUUGUGAUACACCCGUGUUACAACUGAACUUAACGACUUGAAUCGUGUUUUAGGCAUACUCAACAUUAGAUCAAAGUGCUGUGCAGUCAGUUUUGCAAACGCGUAGUUUGGUUUAGUGUAGCAAAUCACCGUUUGGCUUGUUUAGGUAGUGACUGAAGAAUGACACGAGGCAGAGACAGAGACGGGCACAAGCGUAUGAUAGUUCAGUUUGACCCUAGCUGUGCAUGGUACAGCAAAAAAAGAAAAUAAUCAAUUGUAGAGUCACAUAGAGCCCCACAGUGGAGGUGUCAUAAUACCCAUAAAACCUAGUGGUCAAACAGGGAAAUGGUUCCAAUCAUUUUUCCCAUAGGGGAUUUUAGAAACACUUCAAAUAAGGACUGUGUUUUGAAACUUACCCUGGCGUGACAUUUUUGAUAACUAUGUAAAUCGCUCUUGGACAAGGUGACUUUUAUCAGUAUAUUAUGCUAUUUACUCUCAGAUUUGAAAAUGCUAAUUAACAUCAAAGUAGACAUCAUGCAAAACUACAAAUCCUUUCAAGCUCCUGCAGGUCAUCACUAGCUGAUACCUUUGCUAACAGGUAUUGUCCAUUCAGAACUUGCACAAGACAGUUAACAGAAUUGUUAAUUUAAAGAAAUGUAACCAAUUUAUUCAUUACUACAUUUAGCUAACAUUAGAUAGUUAAUUCAGAGAUUCUUACCUUUGCCUCGAUUCGGCAGGCUCGUCCAGAUCAUCAUGGCAUUUAUAGUUCUUUAUGAUAGCCACAUGAGCAGCUAAUUAGCGUUUCAUUUUUGGGGGCGAAUAUAUUACUAAGUCACCUUGUCCUAGAGAGAUUUACACGGUUGUCAAAACGUCACGCCAGGGUAAGCCUUCAUGAAAUACAGCCCUCAUUGAAAUGUUUCUAAAAUCCCCUAUGGGAAAAAUGAAUGGCAGAAUGACGAUUGGAACCAUUUCUCUGUUUGACCGCUAGGGUUUAUGGAUAUUAUGACACGUAAAACAAUGGCAUCCUUCAGAACUUGUUGACCGAAAAAAAAGAGUAGUUUCACUGGUGAGUAAGUUACUGAUGGCCCUAAUACAUGACUGUUUUUGUCUUUCAAUUAUUUUAGGCUUAGAAAACCCCAUCCGCUAUUACAAGUUGUAUUGAUUUUUGUAUUUUUAAAAAAUAUGUUUUCUUGUUGUUUCUUGUUAUCUGCACUUUCACGGAUUGUUGCCUCUUCUCUUUUUUUUUCUUUUUUUUCUUUUUUUUUUCCUUUGCGCUGUUUUUGCUGAGUAGUACUCCCAGAAAGCAGUUUUAUUCCAUGAAUAUCAAGUCUCUACUGGAAGAUUCAAUAAAUAAAGUUGUUUCAUUA